Messenger RNA from Brassicogethes aeneus, 1559 nucleotides. NCBI's taxonomy places the organism in Eukaryota, Metazoa, Arthropoda, Insecta, Coleoptera, Nitidulidae. The record is from the annotation of a GenBank genome assembly.
AUUGUGUUUGUUGCAAUUUUGUUUGUGUUCGUUGCGAUACUUUUGAACAGAUAUUUAAAAUGCCGCCGGCAGCCAAAAGACACUGCAGCGUGAUCAUAUACGAUUUGGCUUGUAAAGAACAGCAGGAAUUCGAAAAAUCCUUUAAAAAGCUGCUGUAUGUAAAAUGGAAUAUAAACACCAAAGACACUUGUAGAGUGAUCGUUAUGAAUUCCAAUAAGACCCAGAAUAAGUUCGAUUAUAAGGGGAUAUGCCUUUUAACCCAGGAAACACCGUACGCGGAUCCACAGAAGAUGUUGGAAAACAUCCCCGAUGUUGUGGAAGACAAAGAAGAUAGUAGCAGCUGGUUGGAGGCACUUAAAGUGGCCUGCGACUUUAUUGUGGAGGAUUUCGAUGCACCCGGGGUAUUAACAAAACAAUUGGUGAUAUUUUCAGACUUCUCCAAAGAUUUAAAUUGUUACGAGUUAACAAAGGAUGUGAUAAAAACAGUGAACAAUAAUAACAUGUUUUUAUACGUUUUUGGGCCCCCAGUAAAGCCCAAUAUAACUAUAAAAACACCACAAGACGUUGAUAAGUGGAUGGAUAACGCUGCGUCGUUGGAUAAUUUGCCAAACAGCCAAAAUUACAGGAUUUUGAAGGUUAUGGUGGGUAAAACAAAAAAAAGAGUUGUUUGCCAUCUAGAUUUGAGUGUUCACUUGUUCUGCACCUACAUAAACAACCACGAAACGCAGGCGUGGCCGCAACCGCUUAAUUUCUGCAAAAGUCUUGUGGUGCCAAGCCAAACUUUUCGAGUAUUGAAUAAGGGGAAGUUGAACAUUCGUUUUCAAUGCAAAAACAAAAUCAUAAAACCUUUCGUUGACGCUUUGAAUCCCGACAAAGUCUUCGACUUUUUUGAUAUUAUAAAAUGCGUGAAAAGGCACGAUAGGCUUGUUCCAAUCAGAGAUGCAAAGAGAUUUCAUGUUGAAGGUGAAAGAUGUUUUAAAUUACUGGGUUUUACUGAUAGAGUAAACAUCCCCGAGUAUUAUUUAAGGGGUGAAGGAACAUAUUUUGUCAAGGCUGUAAAUUGUUUUACGGAUUCCCUAGUUAAAGUUUGCAAAGAAGAAAACGUUUAUGGGAUUGCGAAAAGGGUUUACAAUAAAAAUAACAAUCCCAAAUUUUACGCCUUAAUACCUGUGGUUUCUGAAGAGGCGAAUUAUUUUAUGAUGACCAUGUUGCCAUAUGCUGAGGGUGUUAAAUUGGCCUAUGAAGAGAAACCAGUAAAAACUGCCCCUGAAGUUCACAUAGACUCAGAUCUGGAAAAUUAUUUGGAUAGUUUGGAGGAAAAAAUUAUGCCACCCAUGAUUAUGGCUCCCACAAUUACAAAGUUUGCAGAGUACUCCCUAAAUAAGGAAGAUGGUUUUAAGUUUGGCGCUUCCCUCUUCGAAAAUCCAACUUCAGAUGACCAUCCCUUCAAGAAAAAGUGGGGUAGUUUUAUUUAAAUUAUUACUUUAAAAAUGUGUUAUGUUUUAUUUUUUCUUGUCAUUUAAUGUUUACCUAAUGUUAAUAAAUUUUGUAUUAAAGUA